AUCUAAAUUUCCGCCACAAAGCACAUACUUCCAAAUUCUCUUUCUUCUUCUUCUUCUUCCCUCUCUCUCUCUCCUCCUCUCGAACCAUACGUGGAAGAGAGAUGACAAAAACAAUGGUGGAAUCAAUGCCACCUAACCCUAAUUCUAUUGAACCACCGGCAACAGCCGGCGAUCCUCCACCACCACCGCUGCCGCCCACUGACGGCGGCGGUGGCUUUUUAUCGCUUCCCCGGCGGCCGGGCAUAAGAUUGACGACAGAGUUCGAUAGCGACAGCUCGAUAUUCUUCAACAAGAUUUCGUGCAAGUUGUUAGACAGUCUCGCGAAGCUAAAGCUAUCGUUCCAGAACAACGACAAGGGCGAGAUCUCCGAGCCCCAAUUGGCUCUCACUUCCAAGUACCUCUCACUCCACUACGAUCUCGAAGAACACAACGCUCUCAUCAAGAGCUCCUUUGACGUUGGCCCUGCUUUGCACUUGAGAGCUGCUCAUGAUGUCAAGGUAACUCUCUCUCUCUCUCUCUCUCUCUCUCUAAUUUGGUCUAUGUUUGACUCUUGUGUUUUAGACGAGCAAAUGGCCUUCAUUCCAAACUUGUCAUUGCCUUCAAAUGCAUUAUCAUUUGCAUUCAAGCGUCGAUUUGGUCCUUCAGACAAGCUGAGCUAUUGGUACAAUUUUGAUUCAAACUACUGGAGUACGGUAUACAAGCACACGGUUGGCAAGGACUACAAAUUCAAAGUCGGUUAUGAUUCAGAGGUGCGACUUGGAUGGGCAUCUCUUUGGGUUGGAGAUGAAUCUGGGAAGGCAAAGACGGCUCCAAUGAAAGCGAAAAUCCAGUUCAUGCUGCAAGUGCCGCAAGAUGAUAUUAAAUCAUCGGCCUUGAUGUUCCGUGUGAAAAAGAGGUGGGAUAUUUGAGUCUGUUCACUUGCCUAAUGGCUCCUUUGUUCUCUCUGAUGUAGCAUCGGCGGGACAAUUGUUGUAAUGAUAACAUUUCCCUGAGAAACAAGGAUAUAUGUCUGGCCUAUAAAUUAAUUUACAUCUCAAAAGUAUUUUUUUAGGUUACAGUUUAAUACCAACUUAAUAUAGAAGGCUGGAUAAUUGGGUCGCAUUAACAGAUAUCAAAGAACGUCUGGAUUGUCAUUGUUGGAUCUGUUAAUUUCGGAUUUGGAUUCAGAAUGGGAUUUUUUGAAUCCUGUCUGAAUCUAAUCCAUUGACAUGCAAAAUCUAGGUUUUCAUUCACUGUUGGUGUGCAAUUUAUGUAUAAAAAAAAUUCAAAUUCAAAUUUAAAAAAGUGAUGUUUUACAGAGAACUCAGAGUAGGUUGAUAUAAAAAUACCAUGAGAUCAAUUGUGAGACUGAAAACGAUGUACACAGAAAAACCGACCGUGUUAAAUGGCUCUAAGAAUGUUGCAGUGUUGUGUUUCUUCAAUGGGUUUUCUAGGGUAGGAUAGUUUUUGUAUUGUAACUGAAUGACAUUAAUAUUUAAUUUUGUUUUAGAAUGAAUGUAAGACAUUUUGUUUUAA
Camellia sinensis is the source of this 1515-nucleotide messenger RNA. Lineage: Eukaryota; Viridiplantae; Streptophyta; Magnoliopsida; Ericales; Theaceae. The record is from RefSeq and is a predicted model, not a curated record.